This is a messenger RNA of Pararge aegeria (speckled wood butterfly), 4533 nucleotides long. RefSeq lists its product as uncharacterized. The transcript has 2 exons. Bases 82 to 588 code for a protein of 168 amino acids. The record is from RefSeq and is a predicted model, not a curated record. NCBI's taxonomy places the organism in Eukaryota, Metazoa, Arthropoda, Insecta, Lepidoptera, Nymphalidae.
CUUAUUAUGACUUUUUUGUGAUGUUUAUUUUCGCACGGUUUUGCAUAUUUCUCAAGUAUUUAUCGCCGAGUUUAUUCCACGAUGAAAUGCAGUGAAUUCGAAAAAAGUAAACCUCGCCACCACAUGAACCUGGAGAAUAUAGAUAAGGCAUUACACGAUUUGGGCAUGUUGAGUGCUAUAACCGAGGCACGGCGUGAAUAUUUACGUGAGUCCAGAUCUACUAAUUUGGGUGUGAUGCGUCUGAACACGAGGUAUGUGUCGAACGUCACGGUAGGAUAUUGUAUGAAACGAAGCACAAAUAAAAACAGACUCUGCCCGUAUGUUUUGCCCGUCCGCCACAGAACUAAAAGUGAAAACUCUGACGUGAUGGGUUGCGACGUGAGCGAAGCGAGCUGUGAAUUUAAGUACAAUAUGUUGGAGCCAUCGACUAGUACUUACGCCAGAGAGUGUGAUCUCAAGAGCCCUGCUAAGCGUUGCCAAUCGCUAGAGAACCUCAACCUAACAGUAGAUGCCCCACCAAAACCGGAAAUCUCACCCGAUAUGGAUUGUGUGUCCACAAGGAUUCAGAAACUACAAGUUGAUGAAUGACACUCAAGUUAGAAAUUAUUGCAAUAUAGUUACAUACAUGUCAUUAGGGACACAUUUCAACUGACAGUAAAUUUUUAAUAAUUAAGGUUGCAAGAUAUGCUUUAAACCAUCUUUAUAUUCUUCAAGAUCACUUAAUGUGCAGAGAGAUGUUUUUACCUCUAGACAUGGACAGAUUAGGUUUGACUCUUUGUGGCAGCUAUGAAUACUGUCACGUUAUUGGUAGGAUGUCUAAGCUAGACCAAUUUAUGCCUUAUAUAUCAAUUCUAAUCAGGUCUAGUGCCAGGGCCUUUGCAUGGGUAGUUUUCACAUUGGUAAACUCAAAAGACUAUUACACUAAAAUUAAGGGAAUAAUAGAGUCAAUGAAAACUAUCAAACCCCUUCUAGGUUAUUCGCAAGUCGCAGCCAUCUUAGGUUGUAGGCUCAUACGCAACGUAAAGGGAGGUUGCAUUAAAGUGCUGAAAAUGUUAGUUAUAUACCAAAGAAAGGAAUUUAUAAAAAAAUUUUGUAGUAUUGGUUUUUUUAUUGUUCGUGUUUAAGUUCAAAAUUAGUUUACCUAUUACAAAUUGAUAUAAAAAAGGAUAUCAUUGCCAUGGUUUAUCAUGGAGAGAAUUGACACAGUUUGCCCCGGCCAAACCAUAUGUUUUAGUUGAUAAUUGAGUUGUCUUAAGUUACUCCCAAGCCCACAUCCCACAUUUGAAUCUUGGAGGGCUUAAGAAUGUUACUUUUAUUUGUGGAUGACGUCAAACCCAGUGAUUUAACAUUAUGUCGUCCACCACUAUGGCACAAUCUAGAGUUAAUAACAUCUUACUGUAUACUUGUAUUAGAAUAUUAUUAUUGAGUACCAUAUAUAUGAAAUAAUUCAUUUACAAAUAUAAGCAAUGAAAGGAGAUAAUUAAUGUAAACAAAUUUUAUUUUGUUUAUUUUAAUUCUUUAUUUUACAAUGAAAGAGUUAUAGUUUUGUUGAUUUGUCAUUAUUGCUGUGUCAUAAAUCUUGUUAAGUCUUACUAGAAAAAUAAAAAACAGUUCUGGGGAUGCAACAUUUGUAUGGCAAAACAUUUGACAGAGUAAGUGUAUAGAAAAAAAUACUUUCAUUUUUAUCUGCAAUACAGUAAGGUAUUUUCCUGGUAAGGCAUUAAUUAAAUAAUGUAAUAUUCCUUUACAUUAAUUGUCUCAUUUUUUAUGACGUUUCUUUAGUCCCCAUAUCUGUCAGUUUAUAUGCUGUCUGAAUUAUUACAGUGACUUGUGACUAGUAAAUGUUAGAAUUUCAGUGAUAAUAAUAUGGACUAUUGAUGUAUUUUUCUGUAUGUGCAUUUGUAUGAUAGUAUGAAAGAAUAUUAGAUACCGAUUAUAAAUGUUCCUAGAUGUUAAAUUAAUUUUUAAAGUACAUGUGAGCCCCAUUGUUUGUUUAGUUAAGAAUUAAUUUAAAUUAUAUAGCAAAUUGCUCAACAGUUUAACCAAAAUCAUAUAAUUUUUCCCUAUAAAGUAUGUCCACACUUGCAUGCUUUAAUCUCCAAAUGUUGUCUUUGUAUACCUACUCAAAAGACUUAGUACAUAGAUAGUAUACAAGCAACCCACAAGUGCUUUUGCAACGGAAAGUUGCUAAUAUGAUUGUUAUUACGGUCUUGAGAAUGAUGAGUCUACAUAGAAGACCAGUGUCCGUGUUGAAAACACAAGUUGAUGAUGAAACCAGUUUCCAUUGUUCAUAUUCAGAAUAUGAACAACAGAAACUGAUGUGCCCAGAUUAUUCAAAAACCUGCAAUGUUUAGUUUUAUAAUACAUCGAUACUUUGGUACUUAGUUAGCGGUACCAAGUUUUUUAGCAGCUUUACUUGGACUAUACAUUUCCCAAAUUUGCUAUUACAUAAGAUGUUUGGAGCUCAUCAAUGACCUAACUGACGUGCACCCCAAUCAGACACCUGUUUUGGAUUCAAGUUAACGCGCCUUCCAAGGCCUCAUUGCUUAGGGAUCUCAGUUCAACACGCUCUAGAACUAACAUGUCCUCCAUAACAGUGUUGUCAUCGGUGCACAAAGGUUUUCCGGGUCUCGCUAUACGUUGAUGUUCAGCAGAAAAAGUGGAGUGGAGAGAGAUGAGAUGAGAAGUGUAGUGGAUUCCUGAGGAACAUGACAGCUGUUAGGGCAGAACGACUCUAAAGGCCAAUUGGUUUUACCCCAUGUAUGGGUAGUAUACACUUGAAGUUGAAGGUCACUAAUAGAAUCUUAAGAAUGGCAGUUGAUCUAUUUUUGUCAGCAACUUUUGCAACUUUCUUCGAUUUGAGAAAUAUUGAGAGAGAAACAAGCGUAUUAGCAGACACUUUAUAAAUUAUUGUAUUCAGAUAAUAGAGAAUCAGGGUCCAGAACACGGUUAUAAUAGUUCUCGUUAAAACUAUUAUGGUCCCGUACCUUAAUCAUUGAAGAAUUAUUGAAUAUUACCAGUCCACAGAUUACAGCUAGACUUAAAUAGUCCGGCACUUUCAGCAUGGUUUUUGCCAUUUGCCCACGUUUGCCAUUAAAUAUAUAUUAUUUUUUCCUGAGCAGAAAAAGCUAGCAGGAUAUAUAUGUUUCCCACUGGAGAACUUGACUCCUGCCCAUGCUAUAGGGUCAGUAGGAAUUCUUUAUGUAGUAAAUAAUAAGAUUUGUUUGUUGAAUAAAUCUCAGUUUAGAUAAUUCACUCACUGAGCCACAUGUUGGUCCUAUAACCCCACGCAAACAUUUAGGGCCAGCGUUUAACAUGUGAUACCUGAGGGUACAAAGAAAAUUGUAUGGUAUGAUGGCUGAAAUAGAAAAAUAUGUUUGUUUAAUAAAAUUACAAAAGUAACCAAAUGAAUAAAGAUGUAAAACAUUUUAUAAUACAUGUGUGCACUAAUGCAUUAAUUUAUGUUUGUUGUAAAUUACAUAUUUUUCUUUGCAAGCCAUCUGUGUCUAAACAAUAUUAUUACAAUAUGAAUUGAAAUCCGGCAGCUUUGUAAGCGAUGGUGUAAUCAAGGCGUCCAAGCUGUCGUGCAAAUUUGCGCCCUGCUUCCGACCAGUCAUAAGGCUUGCUCAAAUUGUUCUUCUUGUGAUUGCUCUUGCACGUUUCGGUGGACGCAGGCAAAGAGGCAUGCCAAAUCAAAAAAGGCAUUUAGCCUUGGUUUGGCCUGCGUUUCAGUGUAAAAGAAUUUUAAACAGACUUAUAUGUUUAUAAUCUUAUUUUUGUCUUUGAAGAGUACCAAUCAAAUUUUUGUUACACGAUGAAUUACAAUGUUGAAUGCAAUAAUACCACAGUUUAGCUAUCAUACGGUUCGAACAUGCCGGUCGCCUAUGUUUAUGCUGAGUGAAUAUACUCUACCUCUUCUGAUUGUCCUUUUUCCACGCUAUUUGGGCUCAGCACAACGUGUCUUCUUCUUCUAUUCACUUCUGUCAGCCGUCAUUUGGUCACUUUUUACUCCUUUUACUCGCAUAUCCUCUUUCACACCAUCCAUCCAUCUCUUGGGUCUUCCAGAGGAAGAUCUCCAUGUUAUAUUGUUAAUAUUUUUGGUUUAAAUGAAAAUUAUGUAUCUACUAAAACAAUAUUUUAAUUUAUGUACGAUAUUAAAACAAAGUCCGAAGCUUAUUUUACCACCGGAUAUUACUUUCCUACAUAAUAAAAUUAUUUACUAGAUGAACCGAAAAUUGUUUUUGGGCUCAGCUCAAAUCGCUUGCUAAAACAAGUCGAGCUAGUGCUAAUAUAAAACCAUAUUACUGUCAUGUUAGAAUUUGGAAUAUGUAUAUUGUUUAUGUUUUGAAGUCAUAAGUUAUAGGGCUGCGACAGACAGGCGUACAUACUCACAGGCGCAAUCGAUAAUGUUUUGAAACGCUACGUUCAGUUUUAGAACUGUAUGAUAACUAAGCCGUGGUAACGCAAAACUGUUUUUUUUCUUACUUGUCUUCUAAUAAAACAAUGUUUUUAUUACUUUUAAUUUUAAAAAUA